AUGGUCCCGUUGUCACGACGAGCGGCGGUUUUGCUGCUGCUCUAUGCGGAUCCUAAGGGGGAUCUCCGGGUAGUUCUUACUAUGCGGGCAAAGACUCUGAGUUCGUGCAGGGCCGACUCACUAGAAGAAACCCCAUUUCAAACAGCACGACGUGAGGCGCACGAAGAGAUUGGCUUGCCAGAUAAUGACCAAUCGCUCCCUCAGCCCUUUGUCGUGGAGCAUCUCUGCGAAUUGCCGGCCAAUCUUGCGAGAACGGAGCUUGUGGUUCGUCCAUGUGUAGCACUACUUCACUCAUAUGAUGAGAAGACCGGUCAGGAUGCUGACCCUGAAGUGACAUUAAUCCCUAAAUUGGAUGCCAGGGAAGUUGCGGCGGUGUUCACGGCGCCAUUUCAUAAUUUCUUACGUAUGAGCGAUGAGGGUGACUGGGGAGGAAGUCCAUCGGAUUGGUAUCAAGGUGCUUGGACGGAGUGGCAUCAGUCUAAUUGGCGCAUGCACCAAUUCUUCGUCCCUGUUCGACCUCAGUCGGUGGUCAGACCUCGCACUGCCAACCAACAACAGAAAGAUGCUGUCAAUGCUCUGGAAGAAAAGGAAAAGUCUGGUGUGUUGACACGCUAUCGGGUUUUCGGAAUGACGGCUCGAAUGCUGGUGGAUGUUGCGCGGGUUGCAUACGCAGAAGAGCCGGAAUUCGAACAUAACAGCCACUUUGGAGAUGAGCGUCUUAUCGCUCAGUUGCGGAAAAUGGGACGUCUAAGUCCUCUCCGAAAGUCUGGGGAUAUUCUGACGCGAGAGGAUAUGGAGAAAGCUGCCAAGCUCAGCUAA
Molecule: messenger RNA, 819 nt
Organism: Aspergillus oryzae RIB40
Lineage: Eukaryota; Fungi; Ascomycota; Eurotiomycetes; Eurotiales; Aspergillaceae
Product: NUDIX hydrolase
Exons: 3
Coding region: 1-819 (272 amino acids)
Biological process (GO): coenzyme A catabolic process
Molecular function (GO): coenzyme A diphosphatase activity; acetyl-CoA hydrolase activity
Source: RefSeq, a predicted model, not a curated record